AAAAAAUGUACAGGAGUAUAAGCAAUUACCAAUUCUCAUCUGUCUGCUGCUAUAUUGAUUACAUGCUUUGAAGAAAACCUACUAACUUUUUGUUAGUUUAAAUUUGUUUGAAUCUGAGUAAGCUUCCGAUUUUACCACAGUGUGCGCGAAAUUGAAUCAAGCAGAAACAAGUGAUUGAAACCUGAUAUGUGUGUAAAAGCGUGUUAAUAUGCUUUGAAAGUGUCACUAAAGCGGUGAAGAAGGGGAUUUAUAACUUUGAUUUGAUUGAUUGAAUUUGGGGGUGUAUCCUGACCGCUUCAAACAUGAAAUACAAUUUGACACUAGGCGUUAAAAGGGAUGAUGAUAACUCAGUCGUAUAUUACAAACAAGAUGGGCAGAGAUUUUUAUACAAUUGUACAAUCAAGAUGAAUGUAGAGACUACUUAUAAAUUUUCCGUCAACUUUCGCCCACCUAUUCAAGUCAAGUCUGCAACUAUAAAAAAUUCUAUAUUAGAUGUAAGAGAAGAAGAAUUUACACCAGAAUCAUCUACUUAUGCACUGUUAUGGACGACUAAUGAUGUCUGUGUUUCAAAGAAAAAUGUUCGAGAUCAUUUUUCUCUUAAUCUUACUAUUCAAGGCUUGGGAAGUUUGGAAAUACCAUUGCAGUUCAAGUUUUAUAAAUCAAAUGAUAAGAGCCAUUCAGUUUGGGGCAACGAUUUACAUCACAUUGAAUAUGAAUGCAGUUAUAAAGAUGAAAGUGGUAUCUUUGAAAUAGGAAAAGAAGUUUUCAGAUGAUUGGCUUUUUUCCUCCUAAAUAUUUCUGCUUAUUUGAGAUUAUUUUUCAUUCAUUUCACUGCAUUCAAGCAAUAUGAAAUUUUUUAUUUAACUUAAACCUUUUUAGAUAAUUGCAUUUAUUUACAUUGCAACAUCAUUUAUUUUUUAGUUAAUAUUAUUUUAUUGAAAAAUUGCAUUUAUAUUUCAAUAAUUAUCUAUAUCCACAAUUUUAGAGAGAAUUAUAUAUAUUUUCUAUUUAAAACAUUCUGGGUAAACACUUUAUUAAUUGCUUGCUUUUUCAAGUAACUUACCUUGGAUGUCUUAAACUUUUUAUAUUGAUAUUGCUUUGUUUUUCUCUAAAUUUUGCAUCGUCAAUAUUGAUAUAUUAUGAUCCCUAUUACAGGGGUGUGCAUCUUUAAAAGUAAUUAAUAGUUUUAUCUCUUCAUUGUUAUUUUUUUCUAUACUUAGAAUUGAAAUUAGUUUUUUGAAAGAAAAAACUUUAUUAUCAGUAAUUUUGCAAGUUUUGGGCAUAAUUCAAAGCUGGUUUUUAAAUUACAGAUUUUUAAUAAAAAUAUUACUUUACUUACAGUGCAAAUGAAAAUUUAGCACUUAAUGCUUAAGUAAUUUUUUUUUUAAAGAUUUAAAUUUAUUGAAGAAUUGUUAAGUUCUUCAACUGCUAAUAGAAGUGUAUGAAAACUAAUCACUCUUUAUAUUGGCCCCUACUUUAUGUGUUUUGUCUUUCCGAUAGCUGUAUUUUCUAAAGAUAUAACACUAAUGUGAAAUUGGUUGGAUUUAUAACAGUUAUUUGUGGAGCUGUUUGUACAAAUUCAUGAAAUUUCUUUAAUGGACAUUACACUUAAUUUUAUAAUAUGUGUACAAUUUCUUUUUUUUUCUUACUAUGUAAGCACUAUAUUAAUUUACUAGCAUAUAUUUGCAUCCAAGCAUUUUUUAUUUUAUUUCUAUAACUAUUAUAUAUUUGCACUUAUUAGUAUCUGCAUUUAGUCUUCAAAUUUUAUAUAAUCUUGAGCUUAGUGUUUAGGUUUUUAAAAUAUAAAAUGUCAUAUGUAAAUUACAUGAGAUUUUUCUUAAAUUUAGAAUUUAUUCUACUUCUUUCACAACACUUUUAAUAAGCUUACUCACAUUUUUCAUGAUAUUGCACUGCCUUGUACCUUUUUUUCAAAGUUUAUCUUCUAUUUAUCAGUUACUUGCCAAUUCAAGUAACUUGGAUCUCAUAAUCUAAGUCAUUUUCAAGUUUGAUCUAUUUUUCUUCAAAUCUUGCUGCAUAACUUUUUUUUUAUAUUUAAUAUCUAUACUUAUAGAACACCAAUUCAUUUUAUGUUAAAUGCUCCAUUUUUUAUGGCUUCACUUAAUGAAAAAAAAAAUCAUGUAUACUUAUAUUUUCUUAAUACAAAAAAUGUGCUUUUUAUUUAUAUUUUGCACUUGUAAGAAUUUGUUUUAUUUAGAAUCUUCAUCUAAACUUUGUCUGUUUCACUUACAUGAAAAUUUAUAUAUUUAUUAUAAAAUAAUUAAUAAAUAAGCAAAUUUUAACUAGAAAACUUUCAAUUUCUUUUUCAUUUUUUAGUUUAAAAAUCCUGUUUUUUGAAAACGAUCAAUAAAUUGAGAGACAUCUGAUUUAGGAUUAUUAACUCUAGACAAAAUCAAAUUUUUAAAAUUUUAUUAUGUUCAACGCAUUUUGAGACUGAAUUAUUAGUAACUUGUUGAAUACAAUUUGUUUUUUAAUAAAAACUCACGACCACAUUUCUUCAAUGUUAUGCAAUUUUCAUGAAACUUUUUUAAUGUUUCGUGGAAUGAAAAGCUACUGCCUCAUUAAAAUUCAUCUAAUAUUUAAUGAAAAGUAUGGCUUUGCUAACUUCAAUUUGUUUAAAUCAAAAAUAUUUUAUACUGAUUUCAUAUAUUUCUUCAAAUAUCAGUAUAAAUUGAUUUUGUUAAUAAGAAUUAUAUUCAUAGGUUAAGUUUUCAAUGUAAUGUAAAUUUAUAUUUAAAAAUAAAAGCUUUGUUAUAUGUCAAAAUCAUCAAUUUAACUCUGCAUUCAAAUCUUAAUGGAUGCUUAUUCAAAUUCCUUAACUUAAAUAAUUUUAUACACAAAAUAUUCUAAUUUGAGGAAUAACUUGCCUUAUCUGCACCUAAACACAAUUUCCGAGUUCAUGUUUUUGAGACAUUUGUACUUAAACUGUGCUAUUUUUUGAGCAUCAUUGCUCAUUACAUCAAAGUUGUUUAAGUGUCAUUUUUUUCACACCAGAAUUUAAAUGAAGAAAAAAAUGCAUUAAUUUUUAAUCAAAGACUCUAUGUCAUAUUACAAACAGAAUAUCUAGUAUCUUAAAAAUAAGAGAAAAAUCUAAAUGAAUCAGAAUUGUGGUGAACUUAACAGUAUAGUACCUUGUUUUAUCUAAACUUACAUUCUAAUUUCAUUUUUUUAAAACUUGAUAUAGAUUACUGUAAUUCAAUAUAUAGAUGUUAGGUGCUGGUCCUUUAGUAGCUCAUCUUACUGGUGCUAGAAGAGUAGGGUUCUGUAUUUUUGCAUUUAAGUUUUAGGAAAUACAUAAGAGAAUACUUUAAGAUUCCUGUUACAUACCUUCUUCCACCUUGUAAUUUUUAUUUUAUUUUUUUGGAAAAAGGAUCUCGAUUGAUUAAUCCUCAUUUAAUUUUCACUAUUUCUGAAAGUUUACUAUAUAUACAUGUAUAUUAUGCCUCAUUUAAUAUCCCUGCUAUACACGCCUUUCGAUUAUAUCUAAUGUAAGCAAUCAUAUGCAGUUUUUUUAUUUUGCUGAAAUUAAUUUUUUAUGUAUUUUAGUCAAUAAUAUAGAGAUAAGAAGAAAUAAAAUUCAGGAGAAUCAAUCUUUUUUUCUUUUCUUUUUUUAGAUCUUGUAUUUUGCUAAAAACUGUGGAACCAACUGAAAGAAGUAGCAUUUGCAUAUUUUUGGUAAUUACAACCUUGCAGACAAAGGGGAAAGUUGAGCAAUCGACCAUAAAACUGCUUUUGGCAGGAAAUUACUUGGUUAACCACUAGUCGCGACACUUUUUCUAAAGUUAAAAUGGUUUCUUUUCUGCUACGAAAAAGAGAGAAAGACUGAAUGAGUAGUGCAUAGCAGGGAAGUUUCCGUAUUAUUUUGCCUGAGAGCUCAACACCUGGGGGUUUAAUUAAUACAAAA
Messenger RNA from Parasteatoda tepidariorum (common house spider), 3922 nucleotides. Its product is annotated as CB1 cannabinoid receptor-interacting protein 1. Gene Ontology annotation, molecular function: type 1 cannabinoid receptor binding. Gene Ontology annotation, biological process: negative regulation of signaling receptor activity. Lineage: Eukaryota; Metazoa; Arthropoda; Arachnida; Araneae; Theridiidae. The record is from RefSeq and is a predicted model, not a curated record. Gene Ontology annotation, cellular component: plasma membrane.